Messenger RNA from Zymoseptoria tritici IPO323, 1098 nucleotides. RefSeq lists its product as uncharacterized. The transcript is spliced from 5 exons. Bases 1 to 1098 code for a protein of 365 amino acids. NCBI's taxonomy places the organism in Eukaryota, Fungi, Ascomycota, Dothideomycetes, Mycosphaerellales, Mycosphaerellaceae. The record is from RefSeq and is a predicted model, not a curated record.
AUGGCACAAGAAACACUUCACCAGAUGGAACGAGACCACAUCCGGCUCUCUCAACAGUACCUUGUGGCAUCCCACGAAAUCUUCCACGACGUCUACCUGCAAGAGCCUGGGAGAGUUGAUCGCGAGUUGCGCAGCGACCUAGCCUAUCCAGAAAUCGCCCGCGGAUACUUCCAGCAAAAGUUCUGUCCCAGUCUCGUUGAGAGUCCCUGCUGUAUCGUAGCAAGUAUGGCACAAACUCACAUGGACGACCUCCAUAUCCCCGAACACAUAGGGCAGUACCAAUUCGAAGCUGCUCUUUGCCUCAUCGAGGAGGAGCAAGGGACUUUCCGCCUGCAUCAAGAUGGAAAGCCUCGCUUCACGCCGAGACAAGAUCCCGAGAUGCAGCAAUGGCUGGACCAAUACGGGUUCCUGUGCCAGUACAUGAUCGAUCUGAGGAAUGGCGUAGCAACAUCAGGCGCCGGCAUCGACUUCGAAGUCGUCACGGCUCUGACGGCGUACGUCGAAGACGCAGGAAACGUCGGCGAAGUGUUGGAAUACCUGUCAGAAAGAUGGCUUCCGGCUCGAGCGAGGGUCGCGGAUAUAGAGAUCACGCAUUCCGGGAGAAGUGAACUCUCCUCGUUGACCGAUGACGAAAAGCUCACGUUGUUCGUUACAAUCGCCAACUGGGGCACGAUCAGCAAUGCACCUCUGCUCGGUCCAAGAAUUUUGCGCAUCAUCUCGAAAGUUCAGGCGGACGCCUCCUCCCAGCCAGCAGAGGCCACGAUCUUCAGGAGGGACAACGCAAACCAGGUCAUGGUCGUUCUGCUCCAACUCCUCGACCGCCGCGAGUCAUCGAUCCGCAACAACAUCAACUUUCUUCUUUCCCGCAACAUCGUGCCUGGCAACGAUACCAUCGACGCACGGCAGCUGCGCAAGAGGUUCCGGGAGAUCAGCCAGUACAUCCACUUCUUGACGACCGCUGUCAUCGACGCGAACUUCGUCUACGAGGUUGCGAUCACGAGCUUGGAAGAGUUCAACAGUUGGUUGAGAGAGCCACACGUCUUGCUGCUCCGCCAGCACGAUCAAGCUGUUCAGCGCGAUGCUGAGCAGUCCACAUAG